AAGUUUAUUCAUUUAUGGGAUAUUUGAUACAGAUCAACAGUUUGUGAACAUCGGAAUAUUACGUUAAAGUUAUGAAAAUCACUGUUGCGAUGUUUAGAGAAAUUUUGUCACGAGAUUUUGUCGCAUUUAUCUGCAGUCAGCAGCUAACUGAUAUAGUAUAAUUGCCAUGUGGUUUACUUUUAUUUAAUUGUGUUUUAUGUUUAUGAAUAAGUUUAAAGUGAUUCAUUACAAAUUGUUUUUGCCAAUUAAUUCAUAGUCAGUGUUUUAGAAAGUUAAUUAGAGUAAAAUGAAAAGGGUCGUAGGUUUUGAAAAGGACUUAUAAUACUAUAUUUGAUCGUAUUACUACAAGUGAUAUAGUAAAAAAAAGAAAAUAGGACGUACAAGGUUAAACAGUAUUUCAUGAACUGAGUUUGGAGAAAAAGUUGAAAUCGGAUAGCUCUUUUUUUUAGGUGACAUGAAAUUGCAUACAAAAUGUGAAACAUCUGUAUAACUGUGACUUUAGUUUGAGGAAGGAACAAAAGGAAAACAACAAAAUAAAGACAAGACUACAUGGAUGGAUAUAAUCUCCAUUAAAAACUAAAUUUGUUUCAAUAGUUGCACUGAAUGAUUUUGAAUGAUACUUUAGCUAUAUAUUUAUACUGAUUUUGAUUAAUAUUUUGAAUAUUUGGACAUAUUGUGACCAUGGACACCAACACUGAAAUUGUUUCAACAAUGGAUGCGACAUGCUGAAAGAAAAUUGUGCACUAAACUGCUGGUAAUUGGAAAAGUAUGACUGAUUCAUGGAUUGAUUUUUGGAGCCAACUAGUCACAACUACAAAUCUACAAUAGCUGGUCUUAAACUUAUAUAUAAUCAAGACAACCAGAUUGGUACAGUGAAAUUAGAAAAUCACUAUUAAGUGCAAUUUAUGUCUAAAAUUAACACCUGGCUUGAAUUGUAACGCAGGAAAAUUGAGCUAAUUUGAUGCUGAAGAAGUUGAUGCUUUUUAGACUCACACAAAUUUGUUUUUAAAGGAAUUUUGGACAGUUAUUGUUGUGAUAAGCAUUGAGUUGUAUUUAACAGCACUUGCAGAAGUAAACGUCAAUCAUCAUUGUCAGAGGGUUGAUUAGGAGGACAUCAAACCAACACUUGGUAACAAAUAGUCCAAUGAGUAAACUGUAAUGAACAGAAAUAAAUUAAGAGACAUAUAUGUUUGAAAACUCAUCACCCACAGUCUGCUGCCAUCCAUUUGAAAGAAAAAGAAAAAUGGAAACUCAAGCCUUGGUAGUCCAUGGAGGCCGAAAGGCUGAUGUCCCCUCUCCGCAGGGGUGGAAGCUCAAAUAAGCUUGGGAGCUCAGGUUUUUUGAAGCGUAGAGCAAAAGAAGUUGACACAAAAGAGGACAAUUUAUGUAAUAGAAUUGAUGACACUAGUGAAUUGAAUGAAAGCAAUCUUACAGAUUGUAAUGCAGUGACUAAUAGUACUGAAAGAAAUUAUCUGAACUCUUCACCAAAGUUUGAUGUAAUAUCAGAAAGUAGAAGGAAAAUUCUUGAAAGUGCCUUGAAUCGGGAUAGAAACUCUGAUAAUAGGACUAAAAUAAGAUUGAAAGCAAGUGAGGGGUCACCAGUGAAUGAAGAGUCACCUAGAAGUGAGAGAACAGGAGACAGAACUAAAGUGCUGGAAAGAGCACUUAGCAGAAUUAGAAAAGGAGAUAAGGAAUUAUCAGGAGUUGUUAAUGCAGAGAAUGAAAGAGAAAAUGGUAAAGGUGUUGGAGUUCUUGAUAUAGAUUUAGAUGAUAUCAGUGAUAAUGUUAAUAGCAAAUAUGCUGGCAAUGUGAAAAAUGAUUCAACAACUUAUUUUGUAGACACAUUAAACAGAGCUGUAAGUCUGAAGGAACAGAACAGACUAAAAGAUAAUGAAAAAGAUGAAUUUGAUGAUGAAGAUGAUGCCAGUCAAGAAAGUGUAGCAAAUACACAUUCUGAAAUUAGAAGAAGUAAAAAAGAUAUUGAAUCAUCAAUAAAUACUGAUUUAGAAAAAGAGGUUAGACAUAUACCAGAGAGAAAAAUCUCUGGCUUGAGAAGGGGAGCAAGUGCAAGUGUGCUAGUCAGAUCUCAAAGGUCUGUGAGGGAUAUGCAAACUGGUCUUCCUGGUAAAAUAAGAGGACAUAACAUAGAACGACCAGGUAGUGCAAAAGCAAGAUAUUCUCCAAGGGUAGAGGUAGUACGAGGAGUGUCACCUAGGGGUAUUGUAAGAAAGGAAUGUGAUUCGGAUUUAAAACUUUCCUUAAAGGGAUUAAAUGACUCUGAUGAUGAGACUGAUGAUAUAGAAGAUAAUAUAAGUCCAAGAAAACAGGGUAGUUUAAGCCCCAGAAAAAGUCUUCUGUCAAAAACUAAAUCUUUUGAAGCUAAAGAAGCUGACUAUAGAAGAAAAGAUAAUGACAGUCCUGUUGUUAGAGUAAAAACAAAAUUAAGUGAAAGAAGUGACUCUACUGAAAGGGUUAAGCCAGCUAUUAAACAAGGUUUAAAACUAAAAACUUUUUCAAAUGAAAGUUUAGGGCCCAGUGAACAAAGAGAUACAUCAGUUGAAAGACCACUUCGAAGAACAUCUUCUGGCAGGAAACUUCCUGGUGUUCCUCCACAGCCCAAAGUGCCUGUUAAAAUACCUGAGAAAGAGAAUAUCAGAAAAUCUGAAUCAGAGAAUAGCUUUCUUUCAAUUAGAAAAGAUGGUAGUACUGAAUAUGUGGCUCUUGAUUUAAAUAGCAUUCUUGAGCCAGAUAAGAACACUGAAACUGAAGAGAAAGAAACAUUUACCAUUACUGGAAAAGUGAAAAGCAAUCCUAAUUUAAUGUCCGAGAUGAAUUCUGAAGCUAAAGUGACGCGCACAAUUGAUAAGAAGCCAAAUGGACGAAGUACAUCAGUUGAUUCUUCAGCAAGUAAAAAACAAUCUGAAAAAAUGGGCAAACCUCCACUGGAAAGAAAGGCCAGUAAAGGUGUUGCACAAGGUGUUCCUCCUUCUCCAAGAGGAAGUAUUUCUUCUUCCCCUAGAAAGAUUGUUGCAGCUUCACCAAGAAGUGCUGCAUCACCAAGAGUUAACAAUUCACCAAGGGUGAACAGCUCUCCAAGAGCAAGAGGGGCUUCACCAAGAACACCCACAUCUAGGGCCUCUCCAAGAGAAGGAACAGGUAGAGCAGCAACUCCAAGGGAGGGGGCAGCAAGAGCUCAAACACCAAGAGAAAGAAAAGCCAGUAUUGAAAAAUUAAAAACACAAUCUUCUGAUAGUGGGGAGAAGCCUGCAGUUAAGCAAAAAUUAAAUGACAUACCUCUAAACAAAGGGGUACAAAAUGGUGAGCCAGGUGGACGCCGAAGAACAUCAAGUGGAAGUAGUUUAGUUUCUCCUCGGCCUGGUUCCCCAAUGAAAGCAAAGCAUCUUAGUCAUGCUGUCGAAGGAACCUUACAAACAACCUCUAUUAAAGAGGAACCAGUUAAGCAAAGAUUUACAAGGCAGGAUAGCUGCCAACAAUUAGAUCUGCAAAAGUGUAUUGAACUAUUCCAGAUUAAGGAUGAAGAAGUUACAAAGGGGGAUGAUUCUUCAGGGAGCAUUGAGGCUCGAUCAGAAACUGAAGUGCAAUCAGAGAAAACAUGGAUGGAUGCAGAGAGGGUGUGGCUUGUCCACAAGGGAGGGUUUGCCUCAGCCAGUCAGCUGAAAGGGGAGGGGUAUGGCCUACCAGAGGGGCGUGUCAAGAUAAGACUGGAUCAUGGAGGAGAGAUACUAGAAGUGGAUGAAGAUGAUGUUGAGAAGGUAACAAUUUUCAAUGCUGUUUUAACUUUGAGAAGUUUAUAG
Messenger RNA from Ruditapes philippinarum (Manila clam), 3815 nucleotides. RefSeq names its product protein slender lobes-like. The transcript has 3 exons. The coding region runs from base 1269 to 3815 and encodes 848 amino acids. The record is from RefSeq and is a predicted model, not a curated record. NCBI's taxonomy places the organism in Eukaryota, Metazoa, Mollusca, Bivalvia, Venerida, Veneridae.